This is a messenger RNA of Rana temporaria (common frog), 2269 nucleotides long. RefSeq names its product zinc finger protein 37-like. The coding region runs from base 71 to 2194 and encodes 707 amino acids. Gene Ontology annotation, biological process: regulation of cytokine production; regulation of immune system process; negative regulation of transcription by RNA polymerase II. The record is from RefSeq and is a predicted model, not a curated record. NCBI's taxonomy places the organism in Eukaryota, Metazoa, Chordata, Amphibia, Anura, Ranidae. The transcript has 5 exons.
CUGGACUUGGAGAGCUGUCUUUGCAGAGCUCUAUCAUCAGAUUCCAAGAAGCUGAUUCGCCGUUUUCAGAAUGCCAAGGUUAAAGACCUCAAGAGUAAGGAGAAAGAAGACAAAAGUGCUUCGCCAGAGGCUUGCUACAAAAAGAAAGAAAACAUCUUUGCAGCUCCCUACAGAUUUUGAAGAUGUUGCUGUGUAUUUCUCAGAGGAAGAAUGGCGAUAUCUAGAAGCCGACCAAAUUGACCUCUAUCGACAAGUAAUGAUAGAAAAUUACCAAACAGUCCACUCUCUGGGAUACCAGAAUGAGAAACCAACUUUAAUAUCCAAAAUUGAGAAAAGUCAAGAUCUGUACAUUACAGAACUGGAAAAUCAUUCACAGGAUGCCGCUAAUUUCAACACAGAAGAGCUCCAUAAAUCUCUGCUAACACCUGAAAGAUUGGCUGUGGAAGAUAUCUAUUUAAAAGGUGACCUACGAAACAGUACAAAACCUCCUUCUGAUGAAAAAGGGAGUCUACUAACUAGACAUCAGUACAACUUCAGAAACAGAAUUGCUGUGGAGUACAAUAUGUUUUUCGAUAAUGUAAAGGAAGUGAGAGAACUUAAACCUCAAAAAUGCUUGCAGAGGAAGUCCAGAUACAGCAAAAUUGUAUAUGCCCCCAAAUUCAAAACGGAGGAGCUACAUUCAUCUUUGUCAACCCCUAAGGAAUCAAUACUGGAAGAAUUAUGCUUUACAGGUGAGCUAGAAAAUGGUACAAAAACUUCCUCUAAAGAAAAUGGUAGUCUUUCCCCAAAAUGUCAGUACAACUUCCGAGAUAGACUUGCAGUGGAGUACACCAUGUUUUUGGAAAAUGAAGAGAAAGUUAGAAAACUUAAACCACGCACAAGCUCACAGAACAAACCAAGCUAUAGCAAAAUUAUACAUGCCCCCAGCUCUAACAAAGAACUGCAUACAUCUUUAAAACCUAAGGAAUUGCCAGGGAAAGAAAUACACUUAUUAGGUGACCCAGAAAACGGUACAGAAACAUUGCGCAGUAGAAAUGGGAGUCUUCCCCCGAAGCGUCAUUACAACUUCCGAGACAGACUUUCUUUAGAGUACACCAUGUUUUAUGAUUCUAAAGAUAAAGUGAGAGAAUUUAAACCUCCCAAGAGCUUACGAAAGAAGUCAAGCUUUGGCAAAAUUCAGCAGUGCACUUUGUCUUAUGAAGAUGAAGUAAGAGAACCUCCCAAGAGCUUGCAGAGGAAGUCCAGCUGUGACAGAAUUGUAGAUGUCACCAGUGUCGAUACAGAAGAGCUACACUCAUCUUUUUUAACACCUGUCAUAUUGACAGGGGACCUAGAAAACAAUACAAAAAUAUCCCCUGAUAAAAAUGGUAAUCUAUCCCCCAAGCAAUACAAUUUCAGAGAUAGAGGUGCAGUGGUGUACACUGGGUUUUAUGACAGCGAUGAAGAAGUGAGAGAACUUAAACCUCACAAGAGCUUGCAAAAGAGAUUAAGCUAUGGUGAUAUCCAACCAAAGUGUGGCCGUUACAGUUGUAGUGAAUGUGGGAAAAGCUAUAGUCAAAAACCAACACUAGUGAAACAUCAAAUGAUUCAUACAGGCAUUUCCAUCUAUGUUUGUUCAAAGUGUGAUAAGUGUUUCACUCAACGUUGUAACCUCAAGAGACAUGAGAGAUCUCAUUUCGUGCAGAGACCUUGUGUCUGUUCCUACUGUGGUAAGGGCUUUACUGAAUCUUCAUCAUUGCUCAAACAUCAGAGAAUUCACACUGGACUUAAGCCAUUUGCAUGCUCGGAAUGUGGCAAGACCUUCAGCAUAAGUACCUACCUUAUUGUCCACCAGAGAACUCACACCGGCGAGAAGCCCUAUGUCUGUGGAGACUGCGGGAAAAGCUUUACUCAAAGUUCCAGUCUCAUCACACACCAAAGAACUCAUACAGGCAUAAAACCAUAUGGCUGCAUAGAAUGUGGGAAGGGCUUUUCUACUAGUUCCCACCUUAUCACUCACCAGAGAACUCAUACAGGAGAACGUCCUUACCAUUGUGGGGAGUGUGGGAUGGCCUUCAAGCAUAGCACCCAUCUUGUUUUACAUAAGCGUAAGCACACUGGUGAGCGGCCCUACAAAUGUGCUAAGUGCCCGCGGGCUUUUUCCCAGAGACCUCAGCUUUUAAAACACCAACGAAAACUUCAUGCAUAUGAAUAGUUUUCUAAUGUCUACUUUUCAAUCAUCUUGUAAUAAUUUAUCAUUGUAUACAGCUGAAAAAUAUAUAGAAAAAAC